Fonticula alba is the source of this 3871-nucleotide messenger RNA. RefSeq lists its product as hypothetical. Bases 87 to 3608 code for a protein of 1173 amino acids. Lineage: Eukaryota; Rotosphaerida; Fonticulaceae. Gene Ontology annotation, cellular component: cytoplasm. Gene Ontology annotation, molecular function: protein binding; phosphatase regulator activity; enzyme inhibitor activity. The transcript is spliced from 4 exons. The record is from RefSeq and is a predicted model, not a curated record.
CCUGCCCUUCUCCCCUUGUGAGUGGUCAUCGCCGGAGGGCUUGCAUCCGGUUCCGCCCUGCCCCGGCCCCCACCCUCUCCGGCGACAUGACCGUCGCCAUGGCGGCCCCCCCGGCUGCUGCGCCGCUGGUCGGCGUGCUGAGCAAGCCGGCGGCUCGGUCCAGCACCCGGCCGGAUGCCGCGCGCAAGCGCGUGCGCUUUUCCCAGGGCGACAUCAUUGUCGAUGCCUCCCUCAAUGGCGAGGUGGCGGUCUUGCUGCAGCAUCUGGCCGCCCUGCCGGCGGGUCUGGCGGCCGAGGGUGCCGCGCGCCUGGCGGCCGCGCCCUGCUCGGCUGGCUGCUGGACGCCCCCCGGCCGCGCGGCGGCCACCCAGCCCCCCGGCUCCUGGUGCGGGUCGCUCCUGUGCGGGCCAUUUCGCUUUUUCGGGGCCCUGCGCGCGGCCCUGCACGAGGCCGGCCUCAAUGAGGACGAUCUGCCGGCGGUCCCCAGCCCGGACACCCUGCGGCAGCAGCUGGCCGGCGGGGACCUGCCACUGGGCGACCUGCCGGGGUCCGGUGCCGGGCCCACCCCGGCCGGGGCCUCGAUCUCCGUCAAUGAGCCCAACACGGCCGGCAUCUCGGCCCUGCACAAUGCCGCCUGGAGUGGCCGCGCCGAUGUGUGCGCCCUGCUGGUGCUGGUCGGGGCCGACAUCAACAGCUCCGAUCGGUAUGGCUGGACGCCGCUGCAUGCGGCCGCUCACUCCGGCGACCUGAGCACCAUCUGCACCCUGCUGCUGGCCGGCGCCGAUCCGGCGGCGCACACGCACGAGGGCGAGCCCGUCACCGACCUCAUCGAGCAGAAGAGCAUCCUGCAGGCCUUCCUGCUUCUACAGGACGGACAGAUUGUGGAGAAUGUCCUCGCCGGGGCGGGCGCCCUGCUGCUGGGCACGCCGGUCCAAGCCCCGGCCAUGAUGCCCGGGGGUACGACCGAUGGGGCUCCAGCGGCAGGGGGGUCGGCUCCCGUGGCCGGCACGACCGCCGGCCCUUGCACGUCGGAGGCCUGCGCGGCCGGGCUGCGUGCGGCCGUGGCUGCCCGCCAGCGUGAAGCCCAGGCCCAGGCCAAGACCGAUGCCGAGGCCCUCCGGAAGAAGCUGGAAUUCGAGCAUGCGGAGCAGCUCCGCGUCAGUCGUGCCGCCUCGGACGAGUCCCUGCGCGAGCUCCAGGCCGAGCUGCACACCCUGCGCAGCCAGCUGUCCCUGGUCCAGGGGCAGCUCCAGGCGGCCGUCACUUCGCGCGCUGCCGCCGAGGCGGUGACCGCCCAGUCGCGCGAGGCGCUGGCCCCCUCCCAGCAGCAGCUGGACUCCGCGCACCUGGUGACAUAUGGCCUGCGCGCCGAGUUGGCUCUCAGUCAGGAGACCGUUUCGCUGCUGAGCGACACCGUGGAGCAGCUCCGAAGCGAGGUGUCCUCCCUGGAGGAGGAGCGCACCUCCCUGCGUGCCGACCUCGAGUUGGCGACCGAGGCCGCGCGAACCGACGAGGGCCAGGCCCUGUCGCGCGCCGGGUCCCAGGCCUCCCUGGAGUCGCUCGAGAGCCAGGUGGCCAAACUCCAAGCGGACCUGGCCCAUUCGCAGGCCGAUGUGCAGAGUCUGACCGACGAGCAGGCCCGGCUGCGGGAGGCCAAUCAGAUCCUGCGGGCCGAGCUGGCCGAGCGUCGCAUGGCUCUGACCGACAUCCGAAAGGAGGCCCUCCGGCUGCAGGACGAGCUGGCCGAGAGCCGGCGCGAUGCGACCGCCAUGCGGUCCUCGACGGCCCUGUUGCAGGCCCGGUGGACCGAGGCCCUGGGCCGGGCGGCGGCCGCGCGCGAUGAGCUCGCCGCCUCCGAGUCGCUGGUGGCCGCCUCGGAGGAGGCUCUUGCGGCGGCUCGGCGCGAGGCCGGCCAGGCCCGGGCCGAUGCCGAUGCCGCGCGCGUCGAGGCCGCCACCUCCAAGCGCCGUGUGACGGACCUCCAGCGGCGCGUGGACCGCCUGGCCAACGAGCCCUGCUCCCGGUGCCAGGCCGGCGGCGGCGGCGGCGGCGGCGGCAUGGGGGCCGACCUGUCCGGCGGCGGCCGGAGCCCGGGAGGGGCCUCCCUGGCCGAUGCCGGCGGCGGGCUGGACUCCCCGCUGCCGGUGAAUACCCUGUCCAGUGGGUCCUCCUCAUUGCGUGCGCGUCUCCGCAUGACCGCGCGCCCGGUGCUGGACAUGACCGCCUUCUCGCCGGCCGUGGCCGCGGCCGCCGAGUCGGUCGGCAUGUCGCCGCGCACGGUGGCCGCCGUGUCCGGGGCCGCCAACUGCUGUCCCGGUGGUCCCGGCGGCGGUGGGGCCGGUGGCAUGGGCACCGGCGCGACCGGGGUCCGGGUCAGUGCCACCACCGCCGAGGGCCUGGCCCUGCGUGCGGCCCGGCGCGACUCGGCCACCCGGCCGGCCGAGUCGUCACCGUUGCGCUCGCGCAGCGGCGUCCGCCCGGCGACCAGCAAUGGUGAUGAUGACGAUGAUGAUGAUGAUGAUGAUGAUGAUGACGAUGCCGGCGGCGGUGGCUGCGUGCAGGGCGCGGCCGAUGCCACGGCAACUGCCCCCAUUCCCGGCUCCUCCUCUUGCUCCUCCUCCUCCUCCUCGUCCUCGGUGGCGGGGGCAGCGGCGGCGGCCGCAGUCGAGGUUGAUACCCCGCCGCUCGGGAGGCUUGGCGGCGACGCCGGCCACCUGCCCGGCCCUGCCGGAGGGUCAGGCCGGCUCUCCUCUUCGGCCCCGGCGUCGACCAUUCCACGGGCUGCAGCCACCUUGGAGGCGGACAUCGCCUCCGGCGGGACCUCGCUCUCGCCGCUGUUGGCCACGCGCCCUGUGGCCGGAUCGUCGCUGUCUUCCUCCUCCUCCUCCUCCUCCUCCUCCUCCUCCUCCUCCUCGUCAGGGGCGGCGGGGGCCACCGGGGAUGGGCCCGUGCGCGGCCGCUACCGCGGCACCACCUCCUCCACCCUGUCGUCGGUUUACGUGCCGCGCUCGCUGUCUCCCCCGUCCUCCGGAUCGCACUACCACGCCGGCGGCCGGCCACGAUCCUUCAGCGGUGCCGCGUCGCUCGACCCCGCCGACCGGCCUCGACCCAGCUCGAUGUACGCCUCGCCGGCUGGCAGCAGUGUCUCCAGUUUCCCGACACCGCCCGCUGAGCCCGGGGCGCGUGCGUCCUCCCCCCCGUCCUCUUCCUCUUCCUCCUCUUCCUCUUCACAGAUCCCCCCCUCCUUCCAGCUGUCGGCUCGGGUGGCCACGGCAUCCGGCGGCGGCGGCGGCAGCAGCAGCAGCAACAGUCUCCGGUCGCGCAGCAUGUCCUUCACCACGGCGCCCGAUCUGGGCUCCGGGUCGGCCGGCGGCGGGGGCGGGGCCGGCGGCGGGGGUGGCGGCCAUGCCGGCACCAGCGGCGGUGGCGGCCACCUGCGGUCGUUGUCCACGUCGUCCUUCAGCGGGUCCGGCUCCCCGGCGGUCGGUGCCGGCACCACCUCCCGGGCCACGAAUGAGACUUACACCCCGGGGUCGCGGCGCAUCUCGGCUCUCUUCGGCGAGCCGAUCAACUUCACCCGGCCCAAGCUCCAGACCACGCAGCCCUGAUUCCCGGGGACGCGGAGGCCAAGAAGCCGGCGCCAGCGGGGGCCGCGAGGCCGGGGGACGUGUACCAAUGGACACGCCCCCUUCUCAUUCCUCCAGCAUCGCACAAGAUGCGCGCAUAUGCUACCUGCUGCUGUUGUUGUUGUGGUUGGCGGUGGAGGCCUUUUUUUCUCUUUUGCUGCACUGCUGGUCUCAUCGAGGCAGAGGGGGAAGUCUCUUCGAGCCCGCUCUUGGAGGAUGCCAAGUGGGCAGGAGGGGAACGAGGG